Messenger RNA from Symsagittifera roscoffensis, 3259 nucleotides. RefSeq names its product solute carrier family 22 member 4-like. Lineage: Eukaryota; Metazoa; Xenacoelomorpha; Acoela; Convolutidae. The record is from RefSeq and is a predicted model, not a curated record. The transcript has 7 exons. Bases 1140 to 3122 code for a protein of 660 amino acids.
CCUAAAACAGCAACUGGUCAAGUAGUUAUCGCACAGUGGGAGUUACCUUUUUAUACAAUAUCGCCAGUUAACUUUUUAGCGAGUUUUUUUUACCACUUCCCGUGGUGCAUUAACGUCCAAAAUACAAGCUGGAAAAUUUCUUUCUAGCCUAAUGAACAGAAAAUAUCGGAUGAUUUUUUUGCGCUGGCUUCAAAUGGCGUUCAGUCUCAUCAAAACUGAUCGGCGGAAAGCCGCAUCAAAAGUAUAGUCCCAAGUGGGAUCGUUAGCAUAGUUAUGAAGAGGAAGUCAUAUCAAUAAGUUCACGCUUCAUCAAUUCCGGUUUACAUACUGGCUCUACGAAUUAUUCAACAUGAAUAUUUUCUCAUUAUUCGGGCACAAAUAUAGAAGUUCCUUUUCAACAAUCAAAAUAUUUAACCAAUUUUUCAAUGACCCGGUGCAAAAAAUGAACCCCCAAGAAUUUAACUUAGACGUAAAAAUCCAUACGUCAAAAAUCCCGAUUAAAACAAUCAAGUCGAUGACUUAACCUGGUCAAAACAAUUCCCAGUAAAAAGUAAAACUGGCCAACAGCCAGGUAAUGCUACGUAAGUUACUUUCUGGCGCACAAGGGGAUAUUGUUAUCCGGAUUAAAUUAAGGCGCGUUUGCGAUUUAUCUAUUGGAAGUCGAAAUAGCGGCAGACUAUUCUAUAAACUUUCAUUAUACUGCCAAUUUCUGGUUAAGAAACAGUUCGUCUACCAAAAGGCGUCCACAAAAAACUUUCCCUAGCAACCAAGUCGCAAAAAUUUACAGAGCACGUCAUUUAAUCGGAGAAAGAAAAAUAGAACUGAUCAGAACUCAAUUUGUCUAUAUCUAACCCACAUUUGCCUGAAAAAAGUUUCUGGACAUAAAGGAUAAAUUAUCAGUGAAGAAAGAAGCAUUUCAGAUUCCAAAACUCAUCAAAAUUAAAAAGCGAUCAUUCGAGACGAGCUAGCAAACGCGUUUCUCAAUUAAUCCUGUCGCCAAAUUUCCGUAUUAUUUUUUAAGUUGAGCUUUUAGCCUUAACUUAUCACACAUCAUAAAGUUCUAGAUUAUUGUCGCCCAGGUCUGAAGAUAACUUUGAAAACACGGCAAAGUAAACCCUGAAAUUAAUCUGCAAAGCAAAAUGGUCAAAGCUAGUUGCGAAUCUCAAAGCAAUGCGGCCAACGUGCCGCAAGCACGGCGCAAAUCCAUAUACCAAGAAUUAGAGCUAAUGAUGGAACGAAAAAGUACUCUUCAAAUUCUAGCUUUCCUACCGCUGGUGUUUUUGUAUCUAUAUUUGGGAGUUGCUUUUGGAUGCAUUCGUAUUUACCUAACACCUUUACCCUUUCGUUGCUACACGCCAAUUGAAAACGACCCGAUUUUUGACGAAUUGCGAAACUCUGAGAAGCGUCGAAGUGCGAACAAGAUCGAACAACUUCUGUUGCCCGACCGGGAUUUGAACACCAACCCUCGAAGAUUUGAAAGUCCGCAUAGUUGCAAGAAAUAUAAUUCAGAUCAUGUUGAAUCAAUUCUUAAACGUCAAAACGGAAGAAAUAUCACACUGGAGCAGUUUCGGAUUUAUAUUGACGAAAUGGCCGAAAAUCCGCCUGAAGUUGAGAACUGCGGUGAGCUAGGGUGGCAGUUUCAGAAAAACGAAAUCGAGCACAAUCUGAAAACGAAAUACAAACUGGUAUGCGAAAGAGCAAUCAUGCUAAAAACUAUGAGCUCAUUGGGAUCAUUGGGUCAACUUCUCGGCUCGGUGUUGCUCAGUUUCGGAGACAUUCUCGGUCGCAGCAUGCUAUUCCUUAUUGCGUCAUCCAUUCACGCAGCAGCGGGAUUCCUCAUGUUGUUCAUGCCUACAUUCAUGGGCUAUGUAGUGUGUUACAUGUUCUACAUGGGAGCGGCCAUAACACUCUUCGCGCUUGGAACUAUAGCGGCAAGUGAGUUUUGGAGCACGAAGCCGAAGAAACGAAUCGUGAGCGUUUCGAUGCUCGGCAUGACAUUUGGAGUCGGAAUCGCGAUAGCCGGACAACUCUCUUUAAACACCAGCGAUUGGAUAACUCUGCAUGCAACGUUAACCACAUGCUACGUCUUCAUAACAGCUCUUCUCUUUCCGCUAAUCGCAUUCAUUUCAAAUCCCGAUUUCAACGCCAAAUUCGAAGAGUUGUCGAAGUGGAACUUCGCCAAGUUUUUGUUCAAGUCCUCCGUUCGAAAGCGAAGUCACAUUGGCAAUCACGGCGUGCCAAUUCCAACUUCAUACAGCGAUGGGGAUUCGGACGAUGGUGGGAAUUGGCUUUGGAGCCCAAUGAAAUUGUUGAAAAACAGCAUCAUUGUAAAAUUGUAUAACCACAAAGGGUUCAGAUUCGUCUCGUGGCUGUUGAUUCUGAACUGGACAGCCAACACUGUGGUAUACUACAGUAUAAACUACUACAUGCCCCCCGAAAACCUCCAGCUGAUCCCCCUCACUCUCGAGUGGAGUCUCUACGAGGGGGGCUUCUUCGAAGUCUCGUCCAUAUUUCUAUACCUCAUGACCGCUCUUUUAUGGAAGAAUAGAAUUAAGACCUACUGUCUGUUUCUGACCCUGUGCGGUGCCUCCAGGACCUUCGCUCUCUUCUUCGGAUCCUUCCCAAUCCUGGAGUUCCUCCUCACCAGACUCAGUUCUAUGACGUCACCAGGUGCAUUCAAUGGACUGUACCUUCUCACCAUUGAACUGCUUCCCGAGUGUCAUAGAUGCACGCUACUAGGAAUUAGCUCUGGCGGUGGACGUCUAAUUGGAGUGGUCCUACCAUACCUCGUUCCCUACUUCGACCAGAUAUUCGUUAACUUGGUCUGGAUGAUUUGCGGGUGUAUCGCAGUCGGCGCCGCACUCAGUUCGCUCCUCGUAACUGGCGGAGCAAGCGUGAAUAAAUUAUGCAAGACUUUCGAGCAGUGCGUUCACGCAAAAAUGUACUACACCUUGUUGGAUUAUGACGAAGAUCGAAGACGGGAGUAUCACAUGUUAAAAGUGGAACAGGAAGUCGAGAGGAGUUUAGAGUCUGAUAUUGCGCAUAAAUUGUACCAAAGGAAUUGUGGGAAGAAAUUUCCGAUGUUGAUGAAAGAGCAACAACAGCAUCAAACGAUUAACUGAACUACUCCUGCAUGCGAAAUCUCAAAAAUAUAUAUUACCUAACAUUUCUAGCCUUCGAUCUAGAUUGAAAUUGAUGAAGAUAGUUUUUGUAAUUUACUGAAAUGCUAAUUUACUGAAAAUUGCAUAAAUUCGUUGCA